CUCUUUUAAGGGGACAUCCUCCACUGCGGAGUCUGGGAAUGGAUAUGGGAGACCGGGAUGGAUGGUUUGAGACCAACCAUGCAAGAUUAGACUACCAGGACAUUGAAGCCAUCUCCACAGCCUCUAAAUCCGCUCUCUGUCACUCUCUCUCCCGCCCCAAAAAUGGAGGGAACCCUCUUCCCCAACCGGCCAACCCUGCCAAACCAAACCACAAAACCCCCCGAAAAACCCUCAAACCAUCCCACAAAAUUCAACCUUUCCCUCCCCCCUCCUCCCCCCCUCUCCCUCCCAGUCCCUUCCUUGGACUCCUUCCUUCAACAUCUCACCCAAGAGAAUCGCACCACCCCGUCCCAUAAAAAUCCCACCUUUCCUUCCUUGGAGCUCGCCCUCUCCUCGAUUCACCAGGAGAAGAGCUCCCCGGCCACGCUGCCUCGGCUCGGCAAUGGCCAAGAGGACUUCCGAGGAGGCCAACAGGACCCCCGCCUGGAAUUCCUCUCCAGAAAAGGCAAGUCUUUGCUCAAUUCCAUCAUCAAACAGCCUCUCCCCGCAUUGAAUUCCUAUCUGGAGUCGGCUAAAGAUGAGAUUUUUGGCCUGGAUUUGGUCAGCCUCUUGAAGGGGCUUGAUCUCUCGGGGAAUUGGGAGAGAGCCCUCCUCUUGUUUGAAUGGGUCGUCUCCAAUCCGGACGUCAGAGGAGCCAAAUUAGAUGCCCCGGCAAUCGAAGUCAUCGUUCGGGUGCUGGGCAGGCAAUCCCAGCAUUCCAUUGCCUCCGAGGUGUUUGAUUCUAUUCCACUGGAGGACUACUGUCUUGAUAUCCGUGCGUACACUACCUUGCUCCAUGCCUAUUCCCGGGCAGGCAAGUACGAUAGAGCCAUUGCCUUAUUUGAACAGAUCAAGGUGAAAGGACUGUCGCCCACCUUGGUCACCUACAAUGUAGUGCUUGAUGUAUAUGGUCGCAAGGGCCGGUCUUGGAACAGGAUAUUGACCCUUCUGAAUGAGAUGAAGAGCAGCGAAGUGGGUUUUGAUGAGUUCACUUGUAGCACUGUCAUUUCAGCUUGUGGAAGGGAAGGGCUGUUGGUGGAGGCAUCAGAGUUCUUCACACAAGUGAAGUCUCAGGGCUAUGUUCCGGGGAUUGUCACAUAUAAUUCUCUGUUACAAGUGUAUGGGAAGGCAGGAAAUUAUCCCGAGGCACUGAGUGUUUUGAAGGAAAUGGAGGAUAAUAACUGUGCACCAGACUCUGUUACUUACAAUGAGAUUGUAGCAACAUAUGCUAGAGCUGGUUUCUAUGAAGAAGGGGCAGCCGUGUUAGAUAAGAUGACUCGUGAAGGUAUCAGGCCCAACUCUGUUACAUACACCACUGUGAUAAAUGCUUAUGGUAAGGCUGGAAAGGAGAUCGAGGCUCUGGCUUUGUUCGAUCAAAUGAAGAAGUUGGGUUGUGUCCCAAAUGUGUGCACAUAUAAUACUAUUCUUGGAAUGCUCGGGAAGAAAUCACGAUCGGAAGAGAUGUUGAACCUACUCUGUGAGAUGAAGUCUAAUGGGUGUGUCCCAAAUAGGAUUACAUGGAACACAAUGCUCGCCAUGUGCGGUAAGAGGGGUAUGGAGAAAUAUGUGAGCCAGGUGUUUGGAGAGAUGAAGAAUAGAGGGGUUGAACCCGAUCGUGAUACCUUCAACACUCUGAUUGCUGCAUAUGGCCGGUGUGGGUUGAGGACUCAUGCUUUGAAGAUGUAUGAUGAGAUGGUUAAGGCAGGAUUUAGCCCCUGUCUCACAACGUACAAUGCACUAUUGAAUGCGAUAGCUAGGAAAGGUGAUUGGGUAGCUGCAGAGUCAGUUAUGCAAGAUGUGACGAACAAGGGCUUCAAGCCUAAUGAGCUAUCAUAUUCUUUGUUACUCCAAUGCUAUGCAAAAGCAAAACACAUUGAAGGGAUAGAAGCAAUGGAAAAACAAGUUUAUGAUGGUCAGAUCUUCCCAAGCUGGGUGAUCUUACGAACACUUGUGAUUGCCAACUUCAAGUGCAGAUUGUUGAAUGGCAUGGAGAAAGCAUUCAAGGAAUUGAAGACGAAAGGGUACAAGCCUGAUUUAGUUAUCCUCAAUUCAAUGAUUUCAAUCUAUGCAAAGCAUGGGAUGUAUGGCCAGGCUCGUGAUAUGCAUGAUUUGAUCCAUCAGAGUGGGCUGCAGCCUGAUCUGAUCACAUAUAAUAGCUUAAUGGACAUGUAUGCAAGAGCUGGAGAGUGCUGGGAAGCAGAAGAUAUACUGAAGCAACUUCAAGGAUCAGGAAUUAAACCAGAUGUAGUUUCUUAUAACACUGUGAUCAAUGGAUUUUGCAAGCAAGGGCUCAUGCAUGAGGCUAUGAGGAUUCUGUCAGAGAUGAUGGCGAAAGGUAUUCCUCCUUGCUUGGUGACUUAUAAUACCUUCAUCGGUGGUUAUGUGAACUUGGAGAUGUUCAGAGAAGCUAGUGAUGUUAUCAGCUACAUGAUGCAGCAUGACUGCAAGCCUAUUGAACUGACAUAUAGGACUAUUGUUGAUGGUUACUGUAAAGCAAAAAGAUAUGAAGCGGCCUUGGAAUUUGUAUCUAAUAUUUUGCAAAUAGACCCAUCUUUCAACAAGCAGUCGGUGCAUAAGCUCACUCGCCGGGUUCAGUCAUGGCAAUGAUCCAGCUAAUCUCUCCUGGUAAAUGAGAUUGUUGAGAUGCAGCAGUGUACCACUGAUUGUAAGUGCUACCAUUUGUUCAUAGUUUUUGUGGUCUAAAACUUCUCUUUGAAAUUGAGUGCCUGUAAUGCCAAUAUUGACUUGUUUGCAAUCAUGGUCUGGAAUUGUUUAUUCACUCAGAGUUGAACACUUUCUGGAUAUCUUGUAUGAGUUUAACAUUUCUAUAUUCUUAUAUAGCCAAGCCAACCCAAAGUAGCUAACUUGCAGUUUCCGUAGUCAUGUGUAGUUGGCCAUGCCAUUGAAUGGAAGCUUAGAAAUGCCUAUAAUUAUGCAGAAAAAUGGAACUUCCGUCUCAGUAGUGUUCUAGGAGACUUGUUAUUGUGGCCAACUGGAAACCAAUCAUUUUAAUGCAUGUUCUUUGGAAGACAUGCUGUGACCGUUGCACCAAGAAAACAAUUCAGAGAAUGGUGGAAAAGAUUCGCCAUAAAUACCGCCAUUAUCUAAUGCAGAUCUCUAUAGAACCAAAGUUUGGAAGAAUCCAACGUGGAUUGUUUUCUGGUCGAAGCUUCAUGUAGAGUUUGCAGUUUUUGGAAGAAUGUCAUCAGAGCUGCGGACAUUUUCAGAUGCAGUUUCAGAUUUGAUGUUAGAAAUGGAAAACCCUGUUCUCUUUUGGAAUGAUAUAUGAUGGGCAAAAAGCUUGCUGGAAAUAUAUUUUCUUAGCUUAUUAUUGAGAUCUAGAAUGGGUGGCAGUUUCUUGGUUCAUUUCGUGUAGGCUGGAAUGACAAUAUCGUAUUAGAGACAGGAUAUCUUGGCCUUCGGAUGUGCAGAUGAAGUUGCAAAAUUUGCUUCAGUUUUUUGAGUGGUUUUAAGUUGGGGGAUGUAAGGGUUUGGAGAUGGGACCCCCUGGAUUUAUGAUACUAUCGGGUCCCUCUAGGUCUUUGAAGUCUUAUCAUCUGACAGGGUUUUGAAGAUUUGAAAGUACAUUGCUCCGCUGUCAGUUAAGGCAUUUUCACAGGUCAGUCUACCAAAUGAAAUGUGGAGAAGAGGAAUUGCUAUGUUUUUUUAGAUGGAAGAGAUUUGCAGUUGUUGCAGCAUUCUGCAUCCUGGCUGUUUGUGCUGUGAUUGUUCAACUGGCAUUUUUCCUUCACAUGCAGAAGACCAGCCAACUUUUCAAGCCCACUGAUAUUUGCAACUGCAUUAUUCAAGGAUACACCCGAUAUCCAUGGAGGCUGGCUAUUUGGCAUUUGGUCCUUCAGUGUACAUCUGAGUCAAAGACAGGAAAGUAGAGCUCUGAUGCAUUCUGAUCUUGUGCCCGUGACUUGGAUAUGAACACAAAGAAGUUCCCCAUCAAUAUUUUUGUUGAAUUAAUUAGCUCUUUUUAUGCUGCGUACUUGCUCAUUCUACUGGUGACGUGAAAGCGAAAGCAUAAAGUGGAUAAAUUAGCAGGAUCAGCUUUUUAUGAAUACAAGGUUCUCAAUUGCCCAGGUUCUUCAUUUCUUGAUCUAGUUAUAUCUGCACGAGCAAUAACCAUCAGGCUGUUCUUUUUUUUUUGGUUGUUCUUCUUUUUCUGUUCCAUCACACAAGUCAAUGUAGUAAGCUUUCCGUGGAUAAUAUUUCGGAGUGUAGGUGUAUAGCUGUUUCUUGUUAAUUUCAUAUGGUAGGAACAAUUCUUUGUGAAUUGUGAUAUCAGUCCUAUUUUGUUUAUGUUUCUUUGAGGAUGAAUGGUCUCUUUGAUA
Molecule: messenger RNA, 4379 nt
Organism: Elaeis guineensis (African oil palm)
Lineage: Eukaryota; Viridiplantae; Streptophyta; Magnoliopsida; Arecales; Arecaceae
Molecular function (GO): protein binding
Source: RefSeq, a predicted model, not a curated record